Molecule: messenger RNA, 183 nt
Organism: Strongylus vulgaris
Lineage: Eukaryota; Metazoa; Nematoda; Chromadorea; Rhabditida; Strongylidae
Source: the annotation of a GenBank genome assembly
AUGACUACAUUUCUAGGGUUUGCUGAAAAAGGCUAUAAACCAAAUCAUCCAGUUGUGACUAUCUGUAAUACAGGAAUGCAAGCGGCUAUGUUAGCACAAAUCAUGGAAAUUGCUCUUCCCGAAACAUCUCCACGAAUGGAACUGCGCGAUCCAAAGAGAAUCUCUGGAGGAAAAGCUCAUUAA